GCUUAUUGUCUUUGGCCAUGAAAAUGGAUGCUGGGGAGAGUCCGCUUCGCAGACUCUUCCCUUACCAGUGACUAACCGCAGUUGUCGUAACGAUGCCGGAGGCACUGUUCUUCAUAGAAGGCAGCUCUUUGGCAAUAAUGAGUAAAGUUGAUCUUUCACCGACCCAAGCGCAUCGGCUUCUGCUUGGGCCCGUAAGCACCUGCCCAAGUUGUGGCUCAGUGGCGCUCCGUUCGUGGGCAAUGACUGCGGCUCCGGCUGAAGGAGAGGACGUAAAGCUACAAUCCUUCUCCUCGCCAAACAGCGACGAAACGCCCUUUUGCCUGCGCAUGGGUAAGCCAGCAUGUCGGCCUUGCCAGAGUUCUGAAUCGGAGACGCACUGUCUCGCAGUCGCUGGCGCCUGGCAGGCUCUUGACACACAUGCUGUCCUGGGCCUCAGAAAGCAGCCCAGGCAUAUCGAUGGGCAGACGGUGAAGCAGCAACUUCUCAGUCGUGGAGGCCGUCGUCGUAGUCCGGGGCUCAAGCCUGGCAGCGCGCCUGUUGAAGAUGAGUGGCAAGCCUACAAGUUCAACACUGAUGGUGAACUCGAGGCCACUGCUGUCUCGACGAGCAUUGACCAUGGGUCCUCGGCGUCCGGCUCGCUUUACGUUGUCAACGCAGGCCCUGUCGCCCCCCUUGACUCCAGUUCCGUCGCAAUCGCAUUCGGAAAUGUUGUCAAAGUGAUUCGCGCGUCACGACGCGGACAGAUGAUCAGCAGGUCUGACGGGCAUGUGAUGGAGAGACACGGGUCGAUCUCAAGGCGCAGACUGACAAUGCGGAAGGGGCAGUAGUCAGUGCAAUGACUUUGCAUUUCGAUAUGACGCGAGGAGUACCACGCCUGGAAGGGCCCUUGAGGCGGCAUCGUGAGUGACAUGCCGCUCGCGGUGGAAGCCUCUGCGUGGGCAACGCAUCUCGAGGUCAAUACCGUCGUAUGCGCUUUUAUACUGCACUGAACCACCUUCGUGGCAGGUACGUAGCUCACACCGUAAGCGGAUCUAGGCCCUUG
Molecule: messenger RNA, 1042 nt
Organism: Baudoinia panamericana UAMH 10762
Lineage: Eukaryota; Fungi; Ascomycota; Dothideomycetes; Mycosphaerellales; Teratosphaeriaceae
Exons: 2
Coding region: 93-827 (244 amino acids)
Source: RefSeq, a predicted model, not a curated record